AGACUGCGUCUGUUAGCGACUAUCGAAAGAAAGAUUCGGAUAUGUUUUCUUUUAUGUAGGAAGUAAUCUUGGUUUAACUAACACAUCACCGGGACCAGACGAUCGUGGUCAACGUUAUCUUUAUGGUACCCAAGGAUCUACUCUAGCAUCAAUGACUCAGAUGAUUUGUAUACCUUCCUUGUCACCAUAUAUCAUUAAUCAAACAUUGUCAUAUAAUUUCUCUGGUUAGCUUGGCGGAUAUGGCACUGAAGGGGAUAUGUCAAUACUCAUGAUAAUGUUUGUUGAUGCAAGCGAUAAUGUUGAUUACACUACUGAUUUCAAUUAUGUACAAGGUCCCGACGCAGCUGCCCGACUUAAUAUCACGUCAUUGCAGUUCAGCAGUGUGACGGGACGCGUACCUUUAGGCACAGUUUAUGUGGUUUUGAAAGUAGUUUCGUUUCAACAGGUUGGUCCAUACGUCGAUGGUUAUGCAGACCAAAUUAGUUUUGUGCUUUCACAAGGAUAA
Didymodactylos carnosus is the source of this 505-nucleotide messenger RNA. The record is from the annotation of a GenBank genome assembly. Lineage: Eukaryota; Metazoa; Rotifera; Eurotatoria; Philodinida; Philodinidae.